This is a messenger RNA of Closterium sp. NIES-67, 930 nucleotides long. Lineage: Eukaryota; Viridiplantae; Streptophyta; Zygnematophyceae; Desmidiales; Closteriaceae. The record is from the annotation of a GenBank genome assembly.
ACCAACAGUCUGCUCUUCCCCAGUCUAGCGAAGCACCUAGCGCUGUGGUGAGGGCUUAUUCGCGGCCCAGCUGUCAAUUAACGCUAGGUUGGCGUUUGCUGGGACGUCCGCUCUUGCCGCAUCAAUUCACAUUAUUUCCCGCACAACCACGCGUGCUGCCCUGGGACCUGUGCGGAAAACGCAACGCUUCAGUUGAGUUGCUACGCGUCCCCACUACCUGAAGCAUCACACCUCACUCCCUCGCCUCUCGCCUCGCGCCUCUCGCCUCUCGCCUCUCGCCUCUCGCCUCUCGCCUCUCGCCUCUCGCCUCUCGCCUCUCGCCGAUGGUGAAGGUCCAGGCUUCCAUGUGACGCGAUCGGACAUCUGCGUUGCCCGUCUGCAUGGGAUGCCAGGCCUUGCCCGCCAGCAGUGCCGCAUCAGAUUUCGAGUCCUCUCUAAAACAGGUACAGGCUAGCACGUGACAACAAUUGCUUUGUUGUUAUGGGCAACCAAGCUUCUUCUGCAAACGUGGCUAUGUCUGAAGGCCCAACCCUAGUUUCUGGAGCAGCAGGGGUGAAGCAGCCUCAGCAGGCGUCUGGAGUUGCACAGGCCAAGCCAAGUUCACAAGAUGGUGCUCACCAUUCAGAAUCUUUAUCAGGCUCUCACGCGGUGCUUGGUUGCAGUUUCCACAACAGUGAGUCUCCGGUUUGGAGAGCGUUCCCUGAUACUUCUGGAGCUCGCUAUAAUCCGCCUGCCGCAACGCUCCCGCUUCCAUUUGAGCUGUACGGCCAGCCAUUUUAUAGAGGCUUUCAAUGGGAGAAGAAAGUGUAGGAGCAACGGUUGUGUAAUGUGGAUAGCCGGAAGUAGUUUCCAGCUGGAGAAACAUUGGGUCAGUUACUUGGUAUAUUGUCAUUGUGUGUGCACCUUUAAAGCUUGGAAAUGGAUGAGAUA